GUUUGCUCUCCACAGUCCACACCCAACACAAAACAACAAAAACCCACCAGCGAGCAAAUCAAGAAUGAUGAACUUUUCUUACCAUAAUACCCCUCUCCCCAUCCUCCUCCUCCUUCUCCUCCUCCUAUUUGCAGCACCAAUAACAGCCGCUGCAUCUCACAAUAAGUCGUCGUCCCACUCUCUGUUCCGGGAAUACAUCGGCGCCGAGUUCAAGAACGUCAAGCUCUCCGACGUGCCCGUAAACCCGAACGUCGACCACUUCCACUUCAUCCUCUCCUUCGCCAUCGACUACACCACCUCCUCCUCCUCCCCCUCUCCCACCAACGGCAAAUUCAACGUCUUCUGGGACUCCGAAAAUCUCUCCCCCUCCCGCGUCUCCGCCGUCAAGUCCAAACACCGCAACGUCAAGGUCGCCGUGAGCCUUGGCGGCGACACCGUGGGGAAAGGAAACCCGGCCCGCUUCGCCCCCACAUCGAUCACCUCUUGGGUCUCAAAUGCAGUAACAUCCCUCACACGCCUUUCCAGGUGAUACAAAUUAAUAACAAUCAGUCUUAUUGAAUAAUAUGUGAAUUUGCACUAAAUUAUAACACUAUGUUGGGGAAGCACGGAACAAAACACAACAGAAGCAAUAUAAAAUCUUUUCCCCAAAUUAAUGAGAUGAAUAACAAGCACAAUAAACUCUGAAAAAAUCAGCAGCACACACACAAAUAAAUGGCAGCGAUAAUAAAGUAGAUGACACACGAUUUACGUGGAAACCCCAAAUCGGGGAGAAAACCACGGCCGCUCAACAACGGCUCCCAAACUUCCACUAAUCACCAAGAAUCAAGUGGGUACAACAAGUUCUCCUCUCUAGUAAACACUAGAGGCAUACACAAUCAUCAAGGAGCAACCUUGGAACAACAACAAUCAACAAUUCACCAUAAAAUGGAGUAAAAACUCCCAAAAACGCAGGUCUGAAAACGCAGCUAGAAAACAACCUUCCGGGCAUCAAAAUGAAAAUAUGACCGUUGG
Cuscuta campestris is the source of this 1011-nucleotide messenger RNA. The record is from the annotation of a GenBank genome assembly. Lineage: Eukaryota; Viridiplantae; Streptophyta; Magnoliopsida; Solanales; Convolvulaceae.